GAGGGCGCAUGGAAGGGGGAGUUUUACACUCACUCGUUUGGCACAGAAAGUAUUUCCUGGUGUGUUGAAGUGCUGCGCGUUUGUUUUUGGAUGUUAGCUGAAGUGUGCGUCUGCAGGUAAAUAAUCCCGUGCGUAAUCGACUCGAAAGCAGCCGUGCGUAAAAGUUGGCACCACUCUCUUUGGAUAAUGUGGCGGUGCGGUUUUUUGGUGCUCGUGGGCGCCGUGUUCGUGAGCGCUCAGUUCCCCAGGGAGUGCGUGACACCGGAGGGACUGAGGAGCGGACAGUGCUGCCCGUCGCCCUCCGGACUCAACAACGACCCGUGCGGCUCCAGCACCGGGCGCGGACAGUGCGUGUCCAUUGCGGUGGACGCGCGUCCUCACGGGCCUCAGUACCCGCACGAUGGACGGGACGACCGGGAACGGUGGCCCGUACGCUACUUCAAUCGCACUUGUCAAUGUAACGGGAACUUCAGCGGGUAUAACUGCGGUCGGUGCAAGCACGGAUGGAGCGGAGCCAACUGUGACCAGCGAGUUUCUGUUGUGAGGAGAAACGUGAUGCAGCUCAGCGCGGAUGAGAAGCGUGCGUUCGUGAGCGCGCUGGACCAGGCCAAGCGCACGGUGCACCCCGACCUGGUGAUCGCUACCCGGCACUACUCCAACAUCUUCGGGCCGGACGGCACCAGCACGCUGUUCGAGAACAUCACCAUCUACAAUUACUUCGUGUGGACGCACUACUACUCCGUCAGCAAGACGUUCCUGGGCGCGGGGCAGGCCAGCUUCGGGGGCGUGGACUUCUCACACGAAGGCCCCGGGUUCGUCACCUGGCACCGGUACCACCUGCUGCAGCUGGAGCGGGACAUGCAGGACAUGCUGCAGGACCCCUCCUUCGCCCUGCCCUACUGGAACUUCGCCAUCGGUGGAAGCACAUGUGACAUCUGCACAGAUGACCUGAUGGGAGCCAGGAGCAGUUUUGAUAUGAAUUCCCUGAGUCCCAAUUCCAUCUUCUCCCAGUGGAGGGUCCUCUGUGAGAGCGUGGAUGACUACGACACGCUGGGAACCAUCUGCAACAGCACCGAGACGGCUCCGAUUAGAAGAAACCCGGCAGGGAACGUGAACAGGCCGAUGGUCCAGCGUCUACCGGAGCCUCAGGACGUAGCGGACUGUCUGCAGGUUAACACUUUCGACACGCCGCCCUACUACUCCACCUCCUCCGAAAGCUUCAGGAACACCAUCGAAGGCUACAGCGCCCCCCAGGGGAACUACGACCCCGUGGUGAGGAGCCUCCACAACCUGGCUCAUUUGUUCCUGAAUGGAACAGGAGGACAGACUCACCUCUCGCCCAAUGAUCCCAUCUUUGUCCUGCUCCACACGUACACCGAUGCGAUAUUCGACGAAUGGUUGAGGAGACACAGUCCAGAUUCACUUGUGUAUCCUGAAGAGAACGCCCCCAUUGGUCACAACAGGCGCUACAACAUGGUGCCCUUCUGGCCUCCGGUGACCAACUCGGAGAUGUUUGUGACCGCUCCGGAGAACCUCGGUUACUCUUACGAAGCCGAAUGGCCAGGUCAAGCUUUCACUCUGACUGAAAUCAUCACCAUGGCCAUCGUCGCUGCUCUCGUCCUCGUGGCGCUCAUCUUCACCGUCACCACGUGUGCCGUGCGCGCACGUUCGUACAAGAUGGAGGGCCACCAGCCUCUGCUGGGGGAUCAGUACCAGCGCUACGACGACGACAAAAGCCAGUCUGUGGUGUGAGAUGGCCGACGUGCCACGCAGCUGUGUUUGAAUCAAAAAAUAAAACAAAGAAUCCUUUUGCUUCGUUCAUUUCCAUACAUCAGAAACUGGUGGAGUCUCUUUACAAAUAGAUGUCAACAGUUACCUUUUUUUUAUCUCUAGUUUUUGUAAAGAAAAGGUGUUCGUUAGUCGGUAGGAGUGUGGCUUUGCAAACAUCGCGAGAAGACUCUCUUGGGUUAAAGCGAAUAGAACAAAUGGAGCGCCAGGCCUCGACGGUGAUGCCUUCUGUAGUUGAGUGUUUGAUGUUUCACUUAAAAGGUGUAAAGAAGUGAUCCUGAAUGUUCACAUUUACAGUAACGGAGAGAAGAACAGAGUAAUAUAUGCACAAAAAUAAUAAUUCAACUCCUGCCACAUUCACAGGCUUUCCUGCUCUCUGUGUUUAUUUUCGUUUAGCUGCACUAGUGCCAACGGCUCAUGUCAGGGAGCCACGACGCCCACAAGGGGGUGCAGUUGUCCAAUUUCUGAAACUCCCACCGGCAACAAACAAACAGUGCAGGUGAUUCAUGAGAAAUGUAGCCAGGUUUUCCUUUUCUGUCUUUUUUUUUUUUAUAAACUAAAUUAUACGUUAAGCAAAAAAAUAUAUGAAAUUGUGUGUUUCUCUGUUUUUACAUUUAUGUACGAUGCUGUUGAAUCUGGGUGCAUGUCAAAUUAUGUCACUGAUUAAAUGUUAUCGAUACGACUUUGCGCAUAAAGGUGAGCAAUGAAUGCCUCAAA
Molecule: messenger RNA, 2505 nt
Organism: Stegastes partitus (bicolor damselfish)
Lineage: Eukaryota; Metazoa; Chordata; Actinopteri; Pomacentridae
Product: 5,6-dihydroxyindole-2-carboxylic acid oxidase
Exons: 7
Coding region: 187-1752 (521 amino acids)
Biological process (GO): melanosome organization; melanocyte differentiation
Cellular component (GO): melanosome
Molecular function (GO): oxidoreductase activity
Source: RefSeq, a predicted model, not a curated record